CUCUGAAAAUCAGACAUCUUUUUUCUAUUGCAAAGAAAGCACGCAUCACCAUACACUGUGUGCGUUUCGUUUUGCGAAUUGCUUUUUUUUCUGUGUGUAUGUGGAAAAAUUACAUUUCCACUUGGAUUGUUAUAGAAAAUUUCGAGGAAAUGUGAACAGUGCAAAUGAAAAACGGUGGAUCGAUUUGGAAUUGUUGACUUUCGAGUGUCGAUGGUGUUUUUUACAUUGUGGUAUAUUCAGAUGCAAUCACAGACGCGAUAGAUGUGACAACGCCCUUCAUAAAACCAAUCUCAACUAAAUCGAUUUGCAUGAAUCUCAUAACUCAAUAACAAUUACCACGAAGAGUCAAUGGAACGAAGAAAGAGGGAAUAAAAUGAAUUUGUGUGAAGAAUGUGAAUGAAAUUUUAUCACGCAAAAAAAAAGAAAUACCACAAAUUCCAUGACAAAAAUUAUUUAAUUAAAAUGGAGAUUUAACGAAUAAAAAAUUAAAAUGAUUCAUAAAAAAUUCUAAAGAAAAAAACUUCAACGCAAAAUACAUUGGUUUGGGGGUAUUCAACGAUUGUUACGUAAGAGUGAAGAAAGCUUUGAAUAGCUUGUUACUUUCACAGAUCUCUUGGAGAGGGUGUGAUAAUGAAAACGUCACGCAUUUUAUUCGUUUUCGUAUCGAUUAUUGCAACAACGACCUUGGCAUGGCGGUCAAAAACAUCAUCGGAAUCGUCAGGCAUCCAAAUUGGAGAGCGUGGUCCGAAGCGAAUCGGUGGCGACAAAGAACGUCACAAAUUGGAACACCACGCGAAAAAAGAGGAAAAUACACCGCAACAUUUUAAUAUUGGUUUGAUUGUUCCGCACACGAAUUUCGGUAAACGUGAAUACCAGCGGGCCAUUUCAUCCGCAGUUUCGACGUUACAAAAAAUGCGCGACACAAAAUUGCCAUUUCUGCGUGAGGUUGAUUUUACUGCAAAAAAUGUUCAUUUCGACAUGAUUUUGCUGACACCAUCGCCGACAACUAUUUUGGACACAAUGUGCAAAGAUUUUUUGCAGGCAAAUGUUUCGGCCAUUAUUUAUUUGGUGAAUUAUGAAACAUUUGGACGAAGCACUGCGUCAGCACAAUACUUUCUCCAAUUGGCCAGUUAUCUGGGGAUUCCGGUGAUUUCAUGGCAUGCGGACAACUCAGGUUUAGAACGAACAGCGUCACAGUCACGGUUACAGAUUCAGUUAGCACCAAGCAUUGAGCACCAAAGUGCUGCAAUGCUCAGUAUACUGGAACGGUAUAAGUGGCAUCAAUUUUCGAUUGUAACGUCACAAAUAGCGGGUCAUGAUGAUUUUGUACAGGCCGUUCGCGAGCGAGUGAGUGUAAUGCAGGAACAUUUCAAGUUUAAUAUUUUAAACUCGAUUAUUGUGACGAGAGCCAGUGAUCUAAUGGAAUUAGUCAACAGUGAGUCACGCAUUAUGCUAUUGUAUUGCACAAAAGGUGAGGCUGUCGACAUUUUACAAUGGGCCGAUGAGCUAAAAAUCACCGGCGAAAAGUAUGUGUGGGUCGUGACACAGAGUGUUAUUGAGAAUACCCAGGCUCCACCGCAAUUUCCGGUUGGAAUGUUAGGUGUUCACUUUGACACAUCGAGUCAGUCGGUGAUUAAUGAAAUCUCGACCGCCUUGAAGGUGUACGCACUCGGCAUUCAAAGCUAUCUGAAUGAUCCGGCAAAUGCUGGACGCAAACUGAACACCCAAUUUCUGAGCUGUGAAGUUGAAGGCAAAUCAAGAUGGGAAAAUGGCGAAAUUUUCUACCGUCAUUUGCGCAAUGUCUCGCUGGAGAGUGAGAUCAACAAACCACAUAUUGAGUUCACUGCCGACGGAGACCUUAAAAAUACCGAACUGAAAAUUAUGAACCUGCGUCCGAGUGGCAACAGCAAGAGCUUGAUGUGGGAAGAGAUUGGCACAUGGAAAUCGUGGGAACAACAAAAAUUGGAUAUACGUGACAUUGUGUGGCCUGGAAAUUCACAUGCCCCACCACAAGGUGUCCCGGAAAAGUUCCACUUGAAAAUAUCGUUUUUAGAAGAGCCGCCCUACAUCAGUUUGUCUCCACCCGAUCCCGUCAGUGGGAAAUGUUUAAUGGAACGAGGUGUGCUCUGUCGAGUGGCUGCCGAAAAUGAAAUUGCAGACAUCGAUAUUGGGCAAGCUCAUCGCAAUGGUAGUUUUUACCAAUGCUGCUCUGGAUUCUGUAUUGAUUUGCUUGAAAAAUUCGCCGAACCACUAGGUUUCACAUAUGAAUUGGUGCGGGUUGAGGAUGGUAAAUGGGGAACGUUGGAAAAUGGAAAAUGGAAUGGACUGAUUGCCGAUUUGGUUAAUAGAAGGGUUGAUAUGGUGCUAACAUCAUUAAUGAUUAAUGCAGAACGGGAGGCUGUCGUUGACUUUAGCGAACCGUUUAUGGAAACUGGAAUCGCUAUCGUUGUAAACAAGCGAACUGGUAUUAUUUCCCCGACGGCGUUCUUAGAACCGUUCGAUACAUCGAGUUGGAUGUUGGUGGGCAUUGUAGCAAUCCAAGCGGCCACAUUUAUGAUAUUCCUGUUUGAAUGGCUGUCUCCUAGCGGUUUCGAUAUGAAAUUAUCAGUGCAAACAAAUGUACCACAUCGAUUUUCAUUGUUCCGGACGUACUGGUUAGUGUGGGCGGUUUUGUUUCAAGCGGCUGUUCACGUUGAUUCGCCAAGAGGGUUUACAGCGCGAUUCAUGACGAAUGUAUGGGCGAUGUUUGCUGUGGUAUUUUUGGCUAUUUACACUGCCAACCUCGCAGCGUUCAUGAUAACUCGUGAAGAAUUCCAUGAAUUUACUGGAUUAGACGAUUCACGAUUAAUGCGACCGUACUCACACAAACCAUCAUACAAAUUUGGAACAACCACAUUCAGUCACACGGAUUCAACUAUCGGAAAAUACUUCAAAGAAAUGCAUAACUAUAUGUCACAAUACAACAAAACUACUGUGAACGAUGGCAUUGCGGCUGUGUUGAAUGGAGGUCUCGAUGCAUUUAUUUACGAUGGAACUGUUUUGGACUAUCUCGUUUCACAGGAUGAGGACUGUCGAUUGCUCGUUGUUGGCAGCUGGUAUGCAAUGACAGGUUACGGUUUGGCAUUUGGCAGAAAUUCAAAGUAUGUGAACAUGUUCAAUCGUCAGCUGCUUGAAAUGAGAUCGAACGGAGAUCUUGAAAGAUUAAGGCGCUACUGGAUGACUGGAUCGUGUCGUCCGGGGAAACAGGAGCACAAAUCUUCCGAUCCUUUAGCUUUAGAACAGUUUUUAUCUGCAUUUUUACUAUUGAUGGCUGGCAUUUUGUUGGCUGCAUUACUUUUGUUAUUGGAACAUCUUUAUUUCAAGUAUUUCCGGACGCGUUUGGCCAAAUCAGAUCGUGGCGGAUGUUGUGCUCUUAUCUCUCUCUCAAUGGGAAACUCAUUGACAUUCAGAGGUGCUGUGUAUGAGGCGCAAGAAAUGCUGCGAAACCAUCGGUGCUCUGAUCCCAUUUGCGAUACGCACCUGUGGAAGGUGCGCCAUGAACUGGACAUGACCAAACUACGAGUGCGACAACUUGAAAAGGCAAUGGACUCGCACGGUAUUAAACCACCUCAUCUAAGACUUUCGUCCGCGUCUGAUUUACUGAAUCAUCAUUACAAGGAGCGGCCACCGUUGUUGGGUAACUUGAGCCUUGGCGGAAGUGCACAGGAUUUAUAUAGAUGGUCACUCAAGACAGAGAUUGCCGAGAUCGAAACAGUGUUGUAAAAUGCUGCUCAGCUCGAACGGAAUCAAAUGACGGAAAAUCAAAUUAAACAGAACCUCAGUAUCAAUAUUUGUGAUCUUGCUUGCUUUGAAAAUCGACGCUUUUUCCUACACACAAAUCGAAACCAGGAUUUCGUGAACCUCAAUACAAAAACAAACUGGAUUUCAAUUCUGUCCUUAAAACGUGUGGGCCACUCGAAAAUAGCUUUCGACUCGGCAUACGAGAACCAUCGUGUUCUCAAACUCAUUGUUCACACUACAUUUUUCUCCUUUCUUCCAUUUAUUCAGGUCAUUUUGAAUUAGUUUCAAGUGCAUGAGGGAAAACUGUUUUUCGUUUUGAAUGCCUCAUGGGAAUCAAACAAAAUUCGGGGUUAUCUGAAUGCAAAAGGUGUUUUCAUGGGAAUGCCUUAAGUAAAAGUUGAGGCAAACGAAAACAUUCAUCUAGAACAAACAUGAAAACAAAUGCAAGAGCAAAAAACGAAUCAAACCAUAGAAAUCAUUUUGCAUCACAUUUAGGUAGUAUAAUUAGGUGAAAAAAAGAAAAACCAAUUUGUUACCAAAUAACAGUCCAUAUUCUAACACGAAAUGAUACGUGCACUUUGUGACACAGUCAAGAGUUAGAGUUGUCAUUUAAGGAGUUCGGCCAUAAACACGGUCAGAGUGGGUUGUGUUCAGUUUUUCUCAUUUUCAAACAAAAUGACAAACUGAUUUGUAGAUUUAAAAGUAAGAGAAAAAAUUCGGGUCAUUUGAAGCAGGCAAACAAGUUAUUUGAGUUUUGUCCUAAAUCACAUCAGUUUCUACCACCGAACCAAAAAGCAAACAUAGUGGCUCAGUUGAAACAAUUCAUACGCUUAAAAAAGGAUUUUCAAUCAGUUUUUGUACAGAUAUCAAAACAGAACAAAACCAAAAGAAAAAUGGUAAAUGACGAUGCAGGUCAGAUUCAAAAAACCGAAUUUUACUAAAUUAUCGAAGAAAAUUCGCCAAGAAAAAAUUAACAUGAAAUAGGUGUUGAUGACUAAUUUGAUAGAAUCAAAAAGUAUUAGUGAAUGCACCUAAUCAUCGUCACACGAGUGCGAUUCUAGCGCCAAAAUGAGAAAAGAAUAAUAUCAUUUGGAUGUUAUCGUUUUCCAUAUUGACGGCUGUAUUCCUCUUGUGUAAAAGUGAUUGGGUAUCUAUCUAAUCAGUAGAAACACACAUCCAAACACAACAAAUAUAUGGUUACAAAAAAAUGAAGCAUAUUUUUAAGGGUAUGGCUGUAGUUCACCGCCCAAUGUGUCAUACGCAGAAAAGUAAGCACCUGAUUGUUGAUGAACAUAAUUGUCAUGAUAUAUUUAAUGUGAAUUGUAGUAGAGCAAAAGUCACUUAACGCGAUAUUUAUUGAAUGUUAAACGUUACACAAUUUAUUUUGAUUAUAAGCAUUUUUCGUUCAGUUUUAAAUCUACUAUGUAUUAGGUUCAAAAUUUUGCAUUUUGUGCACAAAAUCAUCAAGUUGUUAGUUUUGUUGUAAUGAAAAGAAUAAGAGGGGAAAAAAUCAAGAGAAGUAAAUAAGUAGCCGGUUCAUUUAUCUAUCGAAUAGACAAUAAAUAAAUGCACGAAUGUUAACAAAAAUCAACUGUGCCAAAACAACUAAAAUCAAUACUUAAAACAAAGGAUGAUCAAUCCUUACGAAAUAAAACGAAAAAGAAGAAAGAAAAACAUUGAAACCCUUUUCCCUCUAGGUUAGAUUACUCAAAAGUGCACUAAAUGGAAUGAAUGUGUUUGUAGUAUGUUCAGUGUGUCAUUUUCAAAGAGAAAGGAAUCAAUUACACUUUGCAUAGCAGAUGCAUCAUCCUAAAUUGUAGUUACAUUUACAAACGGCCGCAAGCAUUCAUUGUCAGUUGUUCACAUUUAAUAGGAUUUUCUCGCUUCUCCACUUUCUUUUCAAAUUACUUCCUCAAAUGGGUUGCAUUUUUUGCGACUUUUUCCUCCCUUUGUUACAAUUUUUGGGGAAACAGGUUCAAAAUGGUGAGAAUGUUGUUUUUUGUUGGAAAUUUCAUUAGAAAUGUUUUUUAAGAUUCAAUUAAAAUACAUCAAGUAAAACGAGAUUUUAAAUGCCCAUACAUACACAAACAAACAAAAUGUUGAUAUUUUAAUGAUGAAUGGUGAACAUAAACGUAUAAAUGUAUUUUAAUGUCAACGAUGAGUGUAAUCCAAAGUAACAGCCAGCCGAAAAAUUAGACACACACACAAAAAUGUGUGAAUUAAAUAAAUUGGUGCUCGGUAUCACCAAAAAUUGAAUUAUACAAAACAAAUAGAAAAAAACCGACAGUAAAAAAUCAAAA
Messenger RNA from Sitodiplosis mosellana (orange wheat blossom midge), 6080 nucleotides. It is a transcript of the gene Nmdar2, whose product is annotated as glutamate receptor ionotropic, NMDA 2B. The transcript has 14 exons. The coding region runs from base 631 to 3762 and encodes 1043 amino acids. Gene Ontology annotation, molecular function: NMDA glutamate receptor activity; transmitter-gated monoatomic ion channel activity involved in regulation of postsynaptic membrane potential. The record is from RefSeq and is a predicted model, not a curated record. Gene Ontology annotation, biological process: synaptic transmission, glutamatergic; monoatomic ion transport; modulation of chemical synaptic transmission. Gene Ontology annotation, cellular component: plasma membrane; postsynaptic membrane. Lineage: Eukaryota; Metazoa; Arthropoda; Insecta; Diptera; Cecidomyiidae.